Molecule: messenger RNA, 4819 nt
Organism: Aquila chrysaetos chrysaetos
Lineage: Eukaryota; Metazoa; Chordata; Aves; Accipitriformes; Accipitridae
Gene: CILP2
Product: cartilage intermediate layer protein 2
Exons: 9
Coding region: 88-3783 (1231 amino acids)
Source: RefSeq, a predicted model, not a curated record
CGGCGCGAGGGGGAAAGGCCUCAUAUAUAGACCCACGGUGCCGCCACGCUCGCAGUCGCCGGCCGACCUGCCGCCGCGCGGGCAGCCAUGGGGGAGCUGGUGCUGGCCCUCCUGGCUCUCGCCGCCCUGCACGGUGCCGGGGCGUCAGAGCCCCUGGAGAACGACUCGGAGCCGGGCAAGAGCAGCACGGCGGGGAAGCCCUGGAAAGCAGCUCCCAGCCUGGAAGACCUCGACCUGGACACGGCAGGCAAAGGAGCCGAGUGGACGUCCUGGUUCAACAUCGACCACCCUGGGGGGGACGGGGACUACGAGAGCUUAGAGGCCAUUCGCUUCUACUACCGUGGACGCGUCUGCGAGCGGCCGGUGGCCAUCCAGGCCCGCACCACCGAGUGGGAGCUGCCCGAGGACGUGGGCGAGGUGGUGCACGUCAGCCCCAAGAAGGGUUUUCGCUGCAUCAACAAGGAGCAGCCGCAGGGCAAGACCUGCUCCAACUAUCACAUCCGAUUCCUCUGCCCGCUGGAGCACAUCUACUGGUCGCACUGGUCCUCCUGGAGCCCCUGCUCGCGCAGCGCCUGCGGCAGCAGCGGCACCCAGACCCGCACCCGCCGAUGCGUCAAUGCCCGGCUGGUGGCCGCGCUCAAGGAGCUCAAGUGCAAGGGCAAAGCCGUGGAGCGCCGGCCGUGCAGCGCCGGCCCCUGCCCAGAGCCGGCAUGGAUGGAGUGGGGGACCUGGGGCCCCUGUUCUCGCAGCUGCGGCAGUGCCGGGACGCGUGUCCGGCGCCGGAGCUGCAAGAAAGCCAAGAAGGUGCCGUGCGCCGGCCGCCCCACCGAGGUGCAGAAAUGUCCCCCCUCGCCGUGCCCAGCCUGCCCUGAGCGCACGCUGCAGGGCACCGUCGUCUCCGCCACCGGCGCGGCACUGCCAGAUGCCCGCAUCUACCUGGAGGGCCGCCCGCCGGUGCUGCUGGCCCGCAGCGAUGCCGACGGGCGCUUCGCCGCGGCGGGGCUGUGCGAGGGCACCGCCGCCAACGUCAGCGCCCACCGCGAGGGCUUCGCCCCGGGACUGGCACCCAUCGUCUCCGACGGCUCCGGCGUGGCGGUGGCGAACGUGACGCUGCAGAGACUGGAGAAACCCUACAUGGUGCUGCACCCCAAGGCAAAGGUGCGGGUGGCCGGGCAGGAGGUGACCUUCUGCUGCAAAGCCUCGGGCACCCCAGUGCCCAAGAAAUACUACUGGUACCACAACGGGACGCUGCUGGAGAGGAAGGUGCACCGGUAUGGCAGCCACCUGGUGCUGCGGGGGCUGGCACCGGAGCAGGCUGGCACCUACCACUGCAAAGCCAGCACUGAGGCGGGCGCCAUCAAAUCGGCGCCGGCGCAGCUCACCGUGCUGGCCCAGGGCCAGCAGAGCUGCAAGCCAGAGCCCGAGCCGAGCCUCGUGGAGCUGCCCAGCGAGUGCCCGCAGGAUGCCGCCGGCUCCCGCUACUACAACGUGGGUCGCUGCGCGCCCACCCUGUGUGCCGGCGGCUCGGCCGACCGGUCGGGGUGCGGAGCGGACACGGGGCACUGCUGCGGGGUGCGGAGGAUGGAGAUGCGGGAGAUCCCCUGUGCCGGCUUCAUGCUGCCCAUCAAGGUGGUGGCCGAGUGCGGUUGCGGACCCUGCACCCAGCCCCGCAUCCUGGUGCAGGGACGGGUGACGGCGGCCGACACCGGUGAGCCCCUGCGCUUCGGGCAGAUCUUCCUGGGUGGGAGGAAGGUCGGCUUCACCGGCUACAAGGGCUCCUUCACCAUCGAGGUGCCACCGGACACGCAGCGCUUGGUGGUUCGUUUCGUGGACCGGCAGCAGAGGUUCGUGGAUGCCGUCAAGGUCCUGCCCUUCAACCGCCGUGGCGGUGCCGUCUACCAGGAGGUCAAGAUGCUGCGGAAGAAGGAGCCGGUGGAUCUGGACGGCAGCCGGAGCAACGCCAUCCCGCUGGGGGAGGCGAGCGGCCAGGAGCCCGUCGGGGAGCUUGUCCUUCCCGCCGGCGUCUUCCUCCGUCCCUCUGGGGAGGUCUUCAGGGGCACAGUCAAAGCCAGCGUCACCUUCCUGGACCCCAGGGACAUGGCAACAGCCAGCGCCGCCUCCAGCGACCUCAGCUUUGCCAACGCCGAGGGGGAGAUCGUUCCCUUGCGGACCUACGGCAUGUUCGCUGUAGAUUUUCUGGAAGGGGAGAGCGGCGCGGCGCUGCAGACGGGGCCGGUGGAGGUGCGGAUGGAUGCGGGGCAGGUCCGGAUGCCGGAGCACCUGCAGAAGAUGAAGUUGUGGUCCUUGAACCCUGAGACAGGCUUGUGGGAGGAGGAGGGCGUCCUCCGGCCGGCCGGGGGGAACCGGGGAAAGAGGGAGGAGAGGACCUUCUUGGUGGGGAACCUGGAGAUCCGGGAGCGGCGUCUUUUCAACCUGGACGUGCCGGAGGACCGCCGCUGCUUCGUCAAGGUCAGAGCUUACAGCAAUGAGAAGUUCAACCCCUACGAGCAAUUGGAAGGGGUGGUCAUCAGCCUCAUCAACCUGGAGCCCCAGCCCGGCUAUCCUGCCAACCCCCGGGCGUGGGGUCGCUUCGACAGCGUGGUGACAGGUCCCAACGGCGCCUGCCUGCCCGCUUUCUGUGACGGCCAGCGCCCCGACGCCUACUCGGCGUAUGUCACUGCCACGCUGGGUGGGGAGGAGCUGGAAGCCGUGGCCUCCAGCCCCAAGCUCAACCCCAAUGCCAUCGGGGUGUCCCAGCCCUACCUGGGCAAGCUGGGCUACCGUCGGUUGGACCACGAUGACCCCAACUUGAAGAAGACGGCUUUCCAAAUCAACGUGGCCAAGCCCGACCCCAACAACGUUGACGAGACCAACGGUCCCAUCUACCCUUACCGCAGCCUCGAGGAGUGCGAGGAGGCGCCGGUCAGCGCCAACCACCUCCGCUUCUACCGCGUGGAGGUGGACAAGUAUGAGUACAAUGUGGUGCCCUUCAAGGAGAGCGACCUGACCUCCUGGACCGGCGACUACCUCUCGUGGUGGCCCAACCCUCAGGAGUUCAGGGCUUGUUUCAUCAAGGUGCAGAUUGAGGGGCCGCAGGAGUACAUGGUGAGGUCCCGUAACGUGGGGGGCAGCCACCCCCGCACCCGGGGGCAGCUCUAUGGGCUGCGUGACACCCGUAGCGUGCGGGAUACGCUGCUGGAGAACACCUCAGGUGCCUGCGUGGAGUUUAAGUGCAGCGGGAUGCUCUUCGACCAGAGCCUGGUGGAUCGCACCUUGGUCUCCAUCGUCCCCCAAGGCAGCUGCCACCGCACGGCCGUCAACAGCCUCCUCCGGGACUACCUGAGCCGUCACCCGCCCGUGGCGGACAACAACCACACGGCCGCCUUCACCAUGCUGGCACCGGUCGACCCGUUGGGUCACAACUACGGCAUCUACACGGUGACGGACCAGAACCCGCGGUUGGCCAAGGAGAUCGCCAUCGGCCGUUGCUUCGACGGCACCUCCGACGGCUUCUCGCGGGAGAUGAAGGCGGAUGCGGGUACGGCCGUCACCUUCACCUGCCAGGAGCGGCCGCCGGGGCGGGAGAGCUUCUUCCAGCGCCUGCUGACGGCCCCGGCCGAGGCGCUGGCCGAGAUCCGGCGGGAGAUGGGGGCCAGUGAGAUGCGCCGGGCUCCCCCCGAGGUGAUGGACUUCGCCUCCGGCGCCCGAGCCCCGGGCCCCACGGCCACCCGCCGGACCCCCAGCAGCCGCCGGAGGAUGGGCCAGAUCCGGGGGCAGCCGUGAGUGCCACAGCCCCCCCCCCCAGCGCCCCCUCCCCGGCUCAGCUCUGCCCUCCCUUUCCCCGUCGCUUUUACCCGCGCUCAUUUAUAACGACCAAGGGGGGGGGACACGCACGCACGGGACACGUGAAGUGGGACCCACCCGCCAUGCCCCCGGGGGACAGUGGGGCAGGGGACCACUGGGACGCGGGGAGGGGGGGUGACAGUGGGUAGCCCCCACCGGCCUCGUCAGCCCCCCCCGGUGCUGCCCCUGCCCUCGCCCCCAGCCCCGCGCGGGGCAGCUCUUGGUGCUCAGCCCCGGGGACCGCGGUGCCGGUGGUGCCGGCAGCGGGGCCGCGGCCCCACGGGGGUUAUUUAAAUAAAAAAGAAUAAAAGAGGGGGUGGAAGCAAAUAGGGGAAGGGGCUGGGAUGGGAAGGGGUCCCCUGCCCGGCGCUCCAUCCCGUGCCCAGCGGCAGGGCUCCCGUGUGCCUGUGCCGGGGCCGGCGUUGGCUGAGGGUGCUGGGAGCACCCGCUGCAUCCCUGCCCUGUACCCCACAAGGAAACAUGGGUUUUUUUGGGGGGGAAAAAGCCCAAGGACGUGGAGAAAAAGCCCUCCCUGCGCUCUCUGCCCCGGCAUGGUGCGGUGCCAGCAAUGUGACCACAGUGCCAGCUCUCCGGCCGGGUGCGGGGGCUCGGCGGUGGGCGGCGUGCCUGGGAUGCCGAGCUCAGUCCCCGCGCCCUUCAUCCGAGCUCAGCACAGAGCCCGGCCGGGCCUGAUCCUGCACCCAUCCUGCUGCCACCAACCCGGCUAUUUUGCCCUUGGGGAGCGUUUUGCCCCAACUACCUUUAUCGCAGGCAAAAAAAAAAAAACCCAAAACAGGCACUUCUUAACCCCCUUCCCCAGCACAGGGAACCCCUCUCAACUCCUGGGGUGCGCCGGGGCCAGGGAAGCGAGCGAGAGGCGAUGGCAGGAUGCGACCCAGUGGCAGCGGUGCCGGCACGCACCGAGGGCACGUGCGGAUUUGUACAUUAUUUAUUACAAAAUAUAAGGUUGUGUGUA